This is a messenger RNA of Triticum aestivum (bread wheat), 3012 nucleotides long. RefSeq lists its product as uncharacterized. Bases 431 to 2755 code for a protein of 774 amino acids. Gene Ontology annotation, molecular function: protein dimerization activity; DNA binding. The record is from RefSeq and is a predicted model, not a curated record. NCBI's taxonomy places the organism in Eukaryota, Viridiplantae, Streptophyta, Magnoliopsida, Poales, Poaceae. The transcript is spliced from 4 exons.
CCUAACCCUAAAUCAACGCACUCCUCUCGUUCCCCUUCUUUUUGGUGGGCGGCGGCUCCCCAGCGGCAGCACAACGGCUCCCCAGCGGCGGCUCCCCAACGCCGGACGACCGGAGGCCGGACGGAGAGGCCGGACGGACAGCUGAUGGCUCAACCCCCAUAGCCCCUGCUCCCUUCCCGUUCGUUGAGGCGGCAGCCGGCUGGGCGGCCACUUCCUGCUCGACGCAGAUCCGCCUCCUGCUCGACGACGACGGGCCAUCUCCGAUGACGGUGACAGAGGGAGUCCCCCUCUUACUCGACGGUGACCAGCGACGAGGCAGUCCCCUUCCUGCUCCACGCCUCCACGCCGUACCGCUCGUGCUCUGCUCUGCUCUGCUCCAAUCGGGCAGCUCUCACCACGGUUCAGAGUCAAGUUGUAGGCUACUAGCGCAAUGUCUUCAGUCGGAUCAGGGGCUUCGUCUGCAGCAGCAACCACAACUGGUAGAACAAGAAAAGAUGCAGCCUGGGAGCAUGCUUUACCAAUUACUGAUGAGUUUAGGACCAAGAACAGAGUUGGGUGCAAAUAUUGCUUGAACUUUUAUAAUGGUGGCAUUACAAGAUUGAAGAAGCACUUGGCUGGACUGAGGAAGGACUGUGUACCUUGCACGCAGGUUCCUGAUCAUGUUAGAGAGCAAAUGAGUGCAUUGAUAGCUGAGAAUGAUAAAAAGAAGGAUAAAUCACUAAACAAAAUGUUGGCGCUGCGAGAGGAGGUCAGAGGGAUGUAUGAUCAGGGUGGGAAUGAGGAUGAAGAUUGUGAAAUUGUUGAGUUUUCUCCUGCAGCAAGUGGAAGCUCUCAACUUCCUAAGAAGCCUCUGAUCAAGGGUCCAAUGGACAGGUAUCGUGCACGGCCAGGAGCAGGGAAACAAACAACGGUGAAUGCUCAUUACAAGAUCAAAGAAGCAAAGACAACUUAUGAUUAUAUCUGCGAGUUCUUCAUUGAGGGUGCCCUUGCACAUAAUCUUGCUAGUCUUAAAUCAUUUGCUCGAAUGGUGGAAGCAAUUGGACAGUUUGGUCCAGGAUUGAAGCCACCGACACCUUAUCAGCUUGCCAAUCCUUUGUUGAAGAUACAAGUUAGCAAGGUAGAUGAAAUGUUGAAGGUCCAAAAGGAGGCAUGGGUUGCUACUGGAUGCUCUAUAAUGACUGAUGCUUGGACAGAUCGUCGAGGAAGGAGCUUAAUGAAUUUGGUUGCCCAUUCUUCCAGAGGCGUGUGUUUCCUCCGUGCCAUUGAAGCUUCAAUGGAGGUUCACGAUGCCAAGUUCAUCUUCAGCUUGGUCAUGUCUUGCAUUUCUGAAAUUGGUGCUGAAAAGAUUGUUCAAGUAGUCACGGACAAUGCAAGUAACAAUAUUGCAGCAGCCAAAUUACUUAAGCAGAAGCAUCCUCAAAUAUUCUGGACCUCAUGUGCGGCCCACACAAUCAACCUAAUGCUCCAAGACAUUGGAAAUAUACCCAUAGUCAGCUCAACAAUUACCAAUGGUAAGACCAUCACAAAUUUCUUUUAUGCACACACUAGAUUGUUGGCUAUUCUUCGCAAGUAUGCCAAAGGUGAUUUAGUCAGAGCUGGUGCUACUCGAUUUGCAAGUCACUACUUGAACUUGAAGAGUUUGUAUGGGAAGAGGAAGCAGCUGAAGCUAAUGUUUGCAUCAAAUGAUUGGGCUGGCAGUAGUUAUGCUAAGAAGCCAUUGGGCAAACGUGUGUACAAGCUCGUAAUGGACAAUAAGUUUUGGGCCAAGAUAAACCUGCUAGUGAAUUAUUUUGAGCCACUUGCCAAUGUGCUUAGGCGGGUUGAUGGAGACACUCCAGCCAUGGGGUUCUUAUAUGGUGAUCUUCUCCAAGCAAAGCAGGAAAUAGCAGUCCGGCUCAACCAUGUUGAGAAAAAAUAUGGUCCUAUUUGGGAGAUCAUAGAUAGAAGGUGGGAUAACAAGAUGAAAACAGCGCUGCACAAAGCUGGUUAUUUUUUGAACCCUUUCUUCUACUAUGAUAGACAGAGUGAAAUGGCUGAAGAAGAUUUCAUGGAAGCAGUCAUAGAGUGUGCAUCUGUUAUGUACAAAAAUAACAUAGAGGUGCAAGACAAUAUUGUCUCCCAGCUUAGUUAUUAUACUGAAGCCAUAGAUUCAUUUGGAACUGACAUGGCCAUUAGACAACGCAAAGUAGCAACUAUCACUCCUGCAAGAUGGUGGACCGUGCAUGGAACUUCUGCAAAGGACUUGAAGAAGAUGGCUAUUAGAAUCUUGAGCUUAACUUGUAGUUCUUCGGCAUGUGAAAGAAAUUGGUCUGCAUUUGAGAGGGUACAUUCAAAGAAGAGGACCAGACUAGGCCAGAAGAAGUUGAAUGAUCUUGUUUAUGUGAUGUUCAACAAGAGGCUGGACUCGAAGUACUCUGAGAGGGAAAGGGACCCACUGCUUGCAAAAUACAUUGAAGAUGAUCCACCAAAUGAGUGGAUGUUGGAUGAAGAGCUACUACAAGAUGAUGAGUCAUCUGAAGAUGAAGCUGAAAUUGAGAUCAAUUCAAAGGGGAAACAAAAAUCUGUAGCUUCAAGAACUAGAGGCAAAAGAGCUCGUACAAAUCAAGAUGUCGAAGAUGAGGAGGAAGAGGAGGAAGUGGCAGAAGAAGAGGAAAUGGAAGAAGAGGAUGAGAACCAAGAAGCUGAGGAGGACAAUGAUGAAGACCAAGAAGUGGACAUCGAUCUGACUGUUGAAGAUGAAGAGGAUGAUGAAUGACUUGAAUCUUGCUUCUUACAUGAUCUGACUUGAAUCUGUUUUAUUGUGCAUGAUGGUCGUGGCCUGACGGUGUCGUGCACUCUUGUUGUCACUUGUCAACUUUGUUAAUGUGUCAUGCACUCAUUUCUGUUUUUAAUUCUGUGAUGGAUGGAUGGUAAUUAGGUCAUGGCUUGAUGGGUGUAGACUACGAAGUCUGAACUUAUUUAUUUGAUGAUGAGUGCCUAUGAACCAAAUAUGCUGGUGGUUGUUGUUUGAUA